Molecule: messenger RNA, 3372 nt
Organism: Monomorium pharaonis (pharaoh ant)
Lineage: Eukaryota; Metazoa; Arthropoda; Insecta; Hymenoptera; Formicidae
Product: organic cation transporter protein
Exons: 8
Coding region: 532-2517 (661 amino acids)
Biological process (GO): transmembrane transport
Cellular component (GO): membrane
Molecular function (GO): transmembrane transporter activity
Source: RefSeq, a predicted model, not a curated record
AUAUAGUUGGCUACGAACGCAACAAAUCGUUCCAGUCGUUGUCUCUCGUUGUCUCAGGAUUUGUUAGCUUCCUCUUUUUUUUCGUCUAUUGCACGUCCUCGGAUCAGUCUCGGUUUUUUACGAGGCCUCGCGAUACACUCCCACGAUGUACACGAUUUAAUUAAAUGUCUAACGAACCGAUCUGCUUCACCGGUUCAGUUAUCGUGAUCUAAGGUGCUCGAGGUGGUAGCGUGUGGCGAUAAUCGUAUGGCCGCAACGAGUGAAGACUAGGAAUCUUCGACAUGUUCUCCGGGACUUAGACCGGGGUAUUCUCGCCGUCGCCGAGGAGAGGAGUUUUGUAAUAAAUAAGUGCUUCCGUGCUGAAGUAUUUAGUUUCGCCGCGUCGUGAGGAUCAGGGUGUCUUGAUUGUGCGCGCCUCGCGCAACAUCCCGAAGGCUGGAUUCGAAACGCAAAACUCUUUGCAGAACGAAGAAACUGCAGUUACCUCCCAUCUUCUCCCGCGGAACAUCGGAGGUCUCGGUCGACAGUGACAUGCCACCGCAGGAGAAGACAUUUCCAGUGCCCACCGGAGCGGUUUCCGGGGACCUGGCCUCUCCACAGGAUGCAAGUCCCGACGGAGGCCUGUCGACUUCGGCCUCGUCCGACGGACUUUCAUCUGUCAAGGGCCGCAAGAGCGGCGGCGAAAACCAGGAUGAUCAGGAGCCCAAGGACAUGGACUUUGACGACCUGUUGCCGCACGUGGGCGAGUUUGGCACCUAUCAGAGGAUCCUAUUCGUGCUGAUGAUUCCAUUCGCCUUUUUUGUCGCCUGGGUGUACUUUUCGCAGAUAUUCAUCACCCUCGUGCCGGAGGAGCACUGGUGCCACGUGCCCGAAUUGGAGAAUCUUACAGUCGAAGAAAGGAUCGCCUUGGCGAUACCGCCCGACGAGAAUGGAUACUCCAAGUGCACUAUGUAUGACGUGAAUUACACGGAGAUUCUGUUGGACGGGACCAGAGAGGCGGAUCCGAACUGGCCGAAGAAAAGUUGCUCGCACGGUUGGGAGUUCAAUUUCACCGACAUCCCUUAUGAAACUGUGGCGACUGAGUUGGGAUGGGUGUGCGAGCACAGCGCGCUCCCGACAACCGCCCAGAGCAUCUUCUUCAUCGGCGCGAUCUUCGGCGGCCUAAUCUUCGGAUGGAUCGCCGACAGAUACGGCAGAAUACCGGCUCUGGUCGGCGCCAAUGUCACCGGCUUCCUGGCGGGCGUCGCGACCGCCUUCACCGGAAGUUUCUGGGAGUUUGCGCUCUGCCGGUUCUUCGUCGGCUUCGCCUUCGACAAUUGCUUUACCAUGAUGUACAUACUAGUACUGGAAUAUGUGGGACCGAAAUGGCGCACUUUCGUGGCGAACAUGUCGAUAGCGCUGUUCUUUACGUUUGCUGCCUGCAUCCUACCCUGGAUCGCGUAUUAUCUGGCCGACUGGAGGAUGACCUGUAUCACGAUAUCCGUUCCUCUGGCCCUGGCGAUGGCGGCGCCCUGGCUGGUACCGGAGAGCGCGAGGUGGCUUGUCAGUCAAAACCAAGUAGAGAGGGCUAUUAUGAUCCUGGGUAAAUUCGAACGCAUCAACGGUACGAAAGUACCGGAGAACGUCUACCAGCAAUUUCGUGAAACCUGCGCCAGAAUAUGCAAGGAGCAAGAGGCGGACAAAACUUAUUCCGUGGUAGAUCUGUUUAAGAGUCCACGUUUGCGAAACGUGACGAUUCUUCUCAUCAUUAUCUGGAUGGCGAUAUCGCUGGUGUUCGACGGCCAUGUAAGAAACGUGAAUAAUCUCGGGCUCGACGUCUUCGUAACGUUUACCAUCGCGGCGUUCACCGAACUACCCGCCGACACGUUUCUCACCCUCGUACUCGAUCGUUGGGGUAGACGAUGGUUGGCCUGCGGUACUAUGGUAAUUUCCGGAAUCUUCAGCAUUUGGGCAAGUGCGGUUUCGAACAAUAUUUAUUCAGCCACUCUGGCGAUCGUCGGUAGAUUCUGGGUCAACAUCUCGUACAACAUUGGCCUUCAAUAUGCGGCUGAAGUGUUGCCGACGGUUGUGAGGGCUCAAGGGGUUGCCUUGAUCCACAUAAUGGGAUACGUCGCCAGCAUCCUCGCGCCCUUCGUCGUUUAUUUGGAUAUUGUCUCGUCCAUUCUGCCACUGUUGGUCCUCGGCACAUUGGGCAUUUUAGGCGGGCUCCUGACACUAUUGUUACCGGAGACACUCGACAAGGAUCUGCCGCAGACCUUGCAAGAUGGCGAAGAUUUCGGCAAAGAUCAGAAGCUAUGGGACAUGCCGUGUCUCUCGAAGAAAAAGUCUGACGUGGAGGCGCCAACGGUGGCCGUUUUCCGAUCGUUUGAACGCAGCAGUUUGCGAGGAUCAAUGAGAGCGUCUAUUCGUGGUGAGACCUUGAGGAGUAGCAUGAUACAAAGAUCGACCAGGUCUUCCGUAAGAUCGCGGAAGAGCGUAAAUACGGCCACGGAAGCAGAGAACAAGUCAACACUUUAAGAAACGCGAUCCUGAUUUUCAACAUACGCAUUUCCUUUCUCUCUCCCCCAUAUUGUUUCUUUUUCCUUCAGAAUUGUGUGAUAUCAGAGCUACCAAAAUCAAAUUUUGCAUACGCCUGUAUCCAACCAUCAAUGGCAGUUUUAGAUCGAAAGAUCAAACAGAUACGUUAUUCGCAACACAGCCCGCUCUAUUCAGUUCACUUGGCCCAUUAAGGUCUACUUUUUCCGUAAAAUUGAUUGACAUUAGUUAUCUACUAUAGUCAAUUUUCAACACUUUAUUUAUAACAAUUUGUCAAAAAAAAUUAAUUUUUGCAAGAUCCUGUUUAAGUCAAAAAUGUUUUUUGAUGCUCCAAUCUUACUUCUGACUGUUAUUUAAUUAAUCUUGCUGGUUUGGCGAGGGGUUUGGCUUUAAUGGGCUAAUUAGAAGAGGGAAGGGUUGUGGAAAUUAAUUUUAAGUCUUGAUAGUAGAAAGGUAGAAAUGUCAAUUAGAACUUAACAAGAUUAGAAUUCAACUAAAACGCUCUAAUUGGUCAUUUUAUUCUUACUCUGCAAAUAGAACUUUCACGAGAGAUUUUCUUUAUAGUAUUUAAUUGUAAAUCCUAUACGUGUAACGUCCUCGAAGUCUGAUUUGAAUUUCGAGAAAAUAAAAUCGGGACUUUUACUCGCAGUUAUGUUAGUGUUAACGCGAGGCUACGAUUUUUUUAUUGCGCGAUUCGUACUUAUACGUAUUUUUACGCUUGUAUUUAAUGUAGGAGAAAGAAAACCGGCGCCGUGAGUUUAGAAACGCGUGAAGUUUCGAAACUUCUCUGUUCUGUUUCUUGCGAAAUGCUUGUCCUUCGAGGAAAAGAAAAAAAGA